Molecule: messenger RNA, 2321 nt
Organism: Paramisgurnus dabryanus
Lineage: Eukaryota; Metazoa; Chordata; Actinopteri; Cypriniformes; Cobitidae
Gene: lmnl3
Product: lamin L3
Biological process (GO): nuclear migration; heterochromatin formation; protein localization to nuclear envelope
Cellular component (GO): nuclear envelope; nuclear lamina
Molecular function (GO): structural constituent of cytoskeleton
Source: RefSeq, a predicted model, not a curated record
AUUGAGUUUAUUCCUCUCAGGAAAACACGCAGCAUAAUCACGCUGUCCACAGUACAAGCGUGAUUUUGACACUCUGACAGAGUGUAGGAAGCGACACAGUCUUGUUUUAUUUUACUUUUUGACUUCGUAUAACUGCGUUUCACUUGAUCAUCUCUCUUUAUUCCUCCGCGUCUCUGUUAUUUUACCUCAGUUGUUUCGACACGAUCAUGAUCACCUCCACCCCGGUGGACAGCCGCGCCCCCGCCACGCGCUCCUCCAGGCGCAGCGGCGCGACUCCGGCCAGCGUCAGCCCAACGCGUGUCACGCGCCUUCAGGAGAAGGAGGAUCUGCGACACCUCAAUGACCGGCUGGCCAACUACAUCGAGCGGGUCCGGCAGCUGGAGAAUGACAAGUCCUCAAUGCAGCUCCUGUUGGAGGAGAAGGAGGAGAGCCAAGUGCGUGAAGUGGGAAAUGUGCGCCGCCUGUACGAAACCGAACUGGCGGACGCGCGCAAAAGUCUGGACGCGACCGCGAACGAGCGGGCCAGACUGCAGAUUGAGUUAACACGGCUGCUGGAGGAGCACAGAAAACUCACUACCAGGAAUAAUAAGAAAGAGACCGAACUAAACACGGCUCUCAGUCAUUGGCGAAAUCUUGAAGCCGCUUUGAACUCUAAAGAAGCAGAUUAUACAAAUUUACUCUCCACUAACCGUAGACUGGAGAAUGACAUUACCGACCUCAAAACACAAGUGUCUAAUCUGGAGUCGGCCCUGCAGAACGCUAAGAGUCAGCUGAGCGCUGAACUGCUUUGCCGUGCGGAUGCUGAAAAUCAGUUCCAGACGCUUCAGGAUCAACUCGAAUUUCAGAAACAUCUCGGCGACCAGGAGGUUCGGGAGAUGCGCAGUCGAUACGAGAGCCGGCUGGUGGAGGUGGACUCGGGUAGACAGAAGGAGUUUGAGGGUAAACUAGCUGAAGCCAUGAAACAGCUCAGAGAGGAACAUGAAGCUCAAAUCAGCCAGUACAAAGAAGAACUGGAGAAAACCUUUUCUGCUAAGUUGAGAUGCAGGACAGGUGUAGUUCAGGUCGGGACACUGGAGAGACAGGACGAGGCAGUAACCAGCACAGACAGGACUCGCUCGGUUCCUCAUCUUUCUGUUAUGCUGGAGAACGCAAAGCAGACGGCUGUGAAAAACAGCGAUUUUGCAUCUUCAACGAGAGAGGAGCUGGCGGGUACCAAACUCCGACUGGAGGCUCAGUCUGUGCAGAUCAACAGUCUGCAGAAACAGAACUCUGCGUUGGAGUCCCGUGUUAAUGAGCUGGAGCAGAUGCUGGAUCGUGAAAGACAGAUCAGUCAACACCGACUCUCUCAGAAAGAUCAGGAAAUGGCCGCCAUGAGACAACAGAUGCAAGGACAGCUGGAGGAGUACCAGAACCUUCUAGAUGUCAAGCUCAUGCUCGAUAUGGAAAUCAACGCUUACCGUAAGAUGCUGGAGGGAGAGGAGAAACGAUUGAAUCUUUCACCGAGUCCAAUCCAGCAGUCGACAAUCUCUCGCACACACUCGCAACCUAUUCGUAAAAUCUGGGGAAAGAAACGCAAGCAUGAAGGCUCCAGUAGCGGUCUCUCACCCAACUACAAGUUUGCCCAGCAUUCCUCCUCCCGAGGACACUUGACGAUAGAGGAGAUUGAUAUGGAUGGGAAGUUCAUCAAGAUCAAAAAUAAUUCAGAGAAGGAUCAACCAUUAGGAGGCUGGGUGCUAAGAAAGCGUCAGCCAGACACACCUGAUAUUGUCUUCCAGAUUCCCUCACCUUGUGUACUGAGUGCAGGCCAGAUGCUGACGAUCUGGGCUGCAGGUGCAGGGGUGGAGCAGAACUCUGUUGGUAGUCUGGUACUGAGGACACACGACACAUGGGGCCCGUUUGGUGAAGUCAGCGUGACCCUAUUAAACUCACAGAUGGAGGAAGUGGCAGAGUUUUGUCAGGUGUGUGUUCAGGGAAAAGCUGAUGAUGAUCCAGAUGAUGAUGAAAACAUGGUGACACCUGAUAUUCCUAUGCGACGACAGUCUAAAAGAAGGAAAAAGAAAUGUUGCUCUCUGUCGUGAUGCAUCUCAGAGCAGACGUGACCGCAGGUUAGGAGUCAUAAUCAGGAUCUCACCUGUGGGGUCAUGUAGGAGAUUCGUCUGUGCCAACCCAGCGAGUAUUUGAAGAGGAUGUGUCCAUGAAUCUAACUUAUUUAAUAAAUGUCCUGUCAAGAUUUUUACAUUGAUGUAUUUGAUGCUGUUUGUUCUAAUAAAUAAAACUGAAAUGAAAGAAACUGAGUUAACAAUAAAUGCAUUUAGCAAAAA